AUGAAAACCAAAUCAACGCUCUUCCUCAUCCUCUCCUGUGCCCUCCUCUUCCAAGGUCUCGCAGCAGCAUGGCAAACCCCCCUCCUCCCCUGGCGCAAAGCCGACUCCACGCCUAAAGCAAAGAUCCCGCAGUUCAUCCUCGAUACCAGACACCCGUGGCUCACCACACACGUCGACGAGCUCUCCAAACUCGAAGACCCGAAAGCCGUCUUCUGCACCCCUCUCAAAGACGUCAUAGCCGCGAGUAACCACGACCCAGAAUGCAGCCACGACUGGCAGCUCAACGGGCUGGACAUACCCAGCGACCUCUUCCACCGGCUUGAGAUCGACAAUAACCGCGUCGGGAUUGAUCGCUACGGGUGGUCCAACGCGCGCAGCCGUCUGCUGGAGAUGAAGGAGUGUCCGAGGGCGUUGGAGGAGGUGCGGGAGCUGAAGGUGGACAUCUUUGCGCACCGCGGGGAGCCGGUGCUACCGCCUGGCGAGUUGCCGGGGCUGUUUGUGGAGGUUAUGGGCGGGAUGACGGGGUUGAGGAGGCUUGACUGGACGAUUCGGGGAUGGGAUGAGAACGCGGCUUUUCGGGAGGAGUUUUACAGGCAGGGGGUGGAGAUGAGGUCUGUCGAGGAGUUGAAGGCGAAUAUGUACGCCUCGUGGAUCCGGGAUUCGACGCCGAGGUUGAGGAUGUUGGAGAUUGAGAGGGAUGACUGGUAUGAUUCGAAACCGGACGACUGGAGGGAGUUUCCUCUUGUGUGGUUGGAGAGUUUGGAUAGGAUGCAGGAGCUGAAGAGCUUGAAUUUGGGGGGCAUUUGGUGGGAUAAACAGGUUGAGAUGACGGAACUCAUUCCGAAAGUGCUGCCGAAUCUCGAGGAGCUCUGGGUUGGACACUUGACCCAUGGGCAUACUGCUCCCCCAGGGGAGGCACUUCGAAACAUGACGAGAAACUUCGCUUCCCUUUCUAGCCUCAAGAAACUUUAUCUUCCGCGUUCGGCCGACUUGUACCUUGACUUCGACGGGGGCCCGUGGUGUGGCAACGCGUACGACGGAGACGACGGCCAACGGCUCUGGCGCCAGGUUCGGUUGGAUGACAUUGAGGCGACGGAGCGUGCGGGUGUUAUCAUACAACAGGAGAUGCCGAGACUGAAAGGAGUGGACGUGGGGGAUUUCUAUGGGAACUUCACUCUCGACGCUGACGGAGGGCGGGCGAUUGAUUGGCCUUGGACUGGGAGGUUGGAGGAUUGGCUUCGGGAAACAGACUUUUGA
Messenger RNA from Colletotrichum gloeosporioides, 1257 nucleotides. RefSeq lists its product as uncharacterized. The record is from RefSeq and is a predicted model, not a curated record. The coding region runs from base 1 to 1257 and encodes 418 amino acids. NCBI's taxonomy places the organism in Eukaryota, Fungi, Ascomycota, Sordariomycetes, Glomerellales, Glomerellaceae. The transcript is spliced from 3 exons.